AUGCGCAUCAACAACCUUCUUCUCGCGGGCCUCGCGGCCUUCUCGAGCCCCGAGCACGUCAAGGUCGGCGGCUUGGACUCCUGCAAGUUCAACUCAAUGUCCACCUUGUACGACGCUCCCGCCAAGAUCAAGUACGUCUGCGGGCGCGUGGGCGGCAUGGCCCCCCAGUGCGUCGAGCUCGACCUCACGAAGUGCGUGGGAAACAAGGAUGGUCAACUUAGCAUCAUGACUGGAGAUCGCUGGACUCCUUAUAGAGAAUUCCCGAAUACUUGCAAGCUGUGCGAGUACGACCAGAAAAGGGCCAAGCUAUCGUGUAUCUGCACCGAUCUCCAAGGCAAGACCUUCGACCGCUCUACCGUUAACCUUGGUGAUCACAUCAAAAACAAUGAUGGUAUCCUAAGUGGCCCCUUCCCCGCGUGUCGCUCCGAGUUUUCUUCGUGUCCCUAG
Molecule: messenger RNA, 447 nt
Organism: Scedosporium apiospermum
Lineage: Eukaryota; Fungi; Ascomycota; Sordariomycetes; Microascales; Microascaceae
Exons: 3
Coding region: 1-447 (148 amino acids)
Source: RefSeq, a predicted model, not a curated record